Molecule: messenger RNA, 885 nt
Organism: Anopheles cruzii
Lineage: Eukaryota; Metazoa; Arthropoda; Insecta; Diptera; Culicidae
Product: glutamate [NMDA] receptor subunit 1-like
Exons: 5
Biological process (GO): regulation of apoptotic process
Source: RefSeq, a predicted model, not a curated record
UCCGACACGGACGGACGGGCCAUGCUGGGUCGCUUUCAGACCACUUCACAAACCAACUACGACGAUGUCGAUGUGCGGGCGACGGUUGAGUCGAUCGUCGAAUUCGAACCGAAGCUGGAUAGCUUUAGCUCGUACCUGAUGGACAUGAAGACGGCUCAAUCACGUGUCUACCUACUAUACGCAAGGUACGAGGACGCGCACGUUAUAUUCCGCGACGCUGCCAUCCACAACAUGACCGACUAUGGGCACAUCUGGAUCGUGACCGAGCAGGCGCUCAGUGCCAACAACACCCCGAUCGGAAUUAUCGGACUGAAGCUGAACAAUGCAGAAAACGAAACCGAUCACAUUAAGGAUGCUAUCUACAUUCUGGCAUCCGCCAUCAAGGAAAUGACGGUGAACGAAACCAUAACCGAAGCGCCGAAGGAUUGCGAUGAUUCGGGUGCCAUUUGGGAGUCGGGUAAACGCUUGUUUGGGUAUCUGAAGACGCGCAACAUUGGGCAGACGGGCCAAGUAGCGUUCGACGACAACGGUGACCGUGUGUACGCCGAGUACGACGUGAUCAAUGUGCACGAGAACCAUUCCUUCGUAAAGGUUGGCAGUUUCCAUUACGAUUCGUUAAGCUUUCGCGCCAACCUGCACUCUUCUCACCGUCUUUCUGCACUUCCUUCCAAACAAAUCGGCGAGGAGCUGGAGCGGAUGUACCCACGGAUCAACACUGGAAUCGCGCGCCAGCUGAAGCGCUUGGGGAGUGGCGAGCUAAAAACGCCGGAAACGGCUCCGGUGCUGCUGAGCGCGAUCGUCCUCGACUUCUUCAAGGUGGACAUCACGUGGGACAAGGUAGUAUGGAAUAUUACAUGCAAUGUUCAGUCGCUCCGGCUCUCCUAG